CCAAAUUUCAAGUGCCUACGUUUAGCAGUUUAGGCUGUGCGUUGAUAUGUUAGUCAGUCAGUCAGUCCAUCCUUUUAUAUAUUUUAGAUGAUGAUAUUAAAAUUCAUGAUUCCUGUCCAAUCCAGAUGCUAUAGAACUGUUCACAAUGGACGGAGUGCUACCACCAGUUCUAAGGGGGCUGCCAUAUGACAUCAACAGCGUCAUGCACUUCGAAGAACGAGACUUCAGCAAGAAUGGACAUCGGACUAUCAAAUUUAAGAACCCUAAAAUGCAUCAAAACCGCGUCGGUCUGACAGCAAACGAUUUACGUAAAAUAGAACUUGUAUACGGUCCAGAGUGUCGCACAAGGGAUCGUCAAGAGAAAUUGGAAAUGUGUCAGUCUUAUCCCGGCCUAACAAGACGCAAGAGAGAUUUAAAACCUAAUGCUAAUAGAAAUCUUAGAGUAAACAGGAAUAUAACACCACCACCAUCACUCUUAGCAAAUUCAGAAGAAGAAAAAACACAAGUAGAAUAUAAUACUACAGAUGCGAAAACUGAUGACUUACAUAUAAGUCUAAACGCUCUAGGAAUAGCCAAUGAAACAGAAUAUAUAAAAGAACAAGUCUUCAGGGUAUCUGCGUUAGCUUUGGAGAACGCUAGACAAAAAUAUUGUAAUGCAACUGCAAAUCUAUCUGACGUCAUUAAACCAGUUCUUAACCCUGGAAGAAAGAAAGGCAGUCCAACAGAUAUAUUAGGAGUACUAGAAGUUGUAGCAGAUUACGCUCAAUCGUUAGUAGACCAUGCUGUAAAGAAUCUUACGACGUUCUGCGAGAAUUCAAAGUCGAUUGAGGAGUACCAACAGCUAUGCGAAUUGAGCGAUAAGUCACGAUGCCCCAAAAGCUAUAGGUCCAGAACUGCCCCUCCAAAGACGAGACGGAGAAGAGAAGUGUCUGCCAUGGCCACAGAAGAUGAAGAUGAAAGAGAUAAAACUGUAAUAGACGCUGAUUCAGCAAAAUCGGAAAGAGGUCAUAAAAAGAAGGCAGGAAAGUAUAAGACUGAUCAUAAAAAACCAAGGAGGUUUCUAAAAGACAUUCAGUAUAGAGAAAAUACUCCAGACUCAGCCGCAAGCGAAGAGCUGGAUGAAGAUUCGAAUGUAUCUCUGGACAAAGCUGGUGAUCCAGUCACCAAAGAGGUUGAUCUAAAAGAUACUGAAAUCGACACAGAAAACAAAUUUAAAGCAGACGAAGAAGAAAGAGAAACAGAAGUAGAAGAAGACAAAGAAGAAUUUGUAAAAGAAGCUAUAAACGAAGGUCUGGACUCAAUGUUAGCUGGAAAUAACGACGAGGAAAAUGACGAGAAAACAGCAUCAGAAGAAGAUGGCAUAGAUGCCGAAGGAAAAGAUACUGAUGUUAUAGACGAGGUUGAAUCACAGAAAGAAACAGAAGAAGUUGAUAAAGAAGAGGGUCUGGAUGUUGCAAAGAGUGAGGAGCAGUCAGCGAAAGAAGUUGAAGAAGAAGAAGAGAUUGCAACUGUAAGACCAAAGAAACAUAAAGUUCGGGAGCAAGUUGUGGAUUUGUCGGUUGAUAGUAAUGAUGAACGUGAUGAAUACAGACCGAAAAAGAAAGAAAAGAAAGUUAUAGAACAUUCAAAAAAGAGGAAGAUAUCACAUGUCAACUUGCCUAAGACUGUCAAACUGAAUAAAUUGAACAAGGAGUUCUAUAAGGAACGUAGAUGGCCCGACGGUAUAGUCAGAUACGUUAUCAAGAAGUUACCUGGUUAUGACCUAGAGGACCUUCGCAACAGAUUAGCUGAAGUCAACAAUAUUUUAUUGAAAAAAACUUGCGUCAAGCUCGUUGAGGUGGACUCCAAGGAGGCGAGAGGAUAUGACGACUACUUGGUGCUGGACAACAGCCCUGAUUACGUCACUGGAAGGGUCGGAGGGAAACAGGAGUUACUACAAGUGCAGUGCAAUGAUAACAAUGAAAAUGGGUGGAAGAUGAUUCUUAAGGUUGUAUGGUAUAGGUUAGCAAACGAGCAGACGGACUACCUGAUGGGCCGAUUAUUCGGAGUUGAAGCUCGAGACUAUUCAGUUUUCGAUCCUGUGAAUACAGUUUUCAGCGUGCAACGUUUACUUGGGCGGCGGUACGAUGAUUUACAGGUGCAAAUGGACAUGCAUCUGUGGCCUUUCUCAGUGACCAGUAGAGAUGGCUGGCCAGUGAUCACUGUCGAUGACAUGGGAAAGAGGGUAACAUAUACCCCACAACAAAUAACAGCCAUCACCAUUUUACACUUGAAAGAGUUAGCUGAAAAACAUAUCAAGACUCCAGUGACCAAAGUUGUGAUCGGCGUACCGCCAUUUUUUAGUGAAAUCCAAAGAGAUGCUAUGCGGGAAGCCAUUGCCAUAGCUGGCCUUCAAGUCUUAAGGAUAACGAACAAUUGUACUGCAUCAGCCAUAGCGUGUAAAUUAUAUAACGCAGAAAUAAACAACGUUGUAAUAUACGACCUAGGCGGUUCAACGGUGAACGUGUCACUUUUGGCUAUUAACGGCUCAGUUUACGAAAUGAAUGACAAUAUGUUUACCCUUAGAUUAGGAGGUAAAGAUUUCGACAGCCGUAUUCUAGCGUAUUUCGCAGAAGACUUCCAUAACAAAUUCAAUGUAUCUAUUUUAAACAGUCCUUCUGCUAAAAGACGGCUGAGACUAGCUUCCGAAGAAGCGAAAUGGGCUUUCGCAGAUCCCGCUAUUCAGGAAACUAGUAUUAAUAUUCCUAGUCUUUGUGAAGGCCACGAUUAUACGCACAUCCUAACAAGAGAUAUUUUCGAAGCCCUAUGCUUGGACCUUUAUAAGGAUACUCUUAAAUUAUUGGAUAAACUCAUAGAAGAAAAUGAUAUGGCGAAAACUGAUGUCAAAAUGAUUCUAGCUGUGGGUGGUGGCUCUAAAAUAACAGCAGUUAGACAGGUUUUAUCUGAAUAUUUCGAAUCACGUUUGGCAAUAUCUACGUGCACUAACCCGGAUGAAACUGCGGCCGUCGGAGCAGCUAUACAAGCCGCCAUUCUCAAUGGGAUAACCCACAGCUCUAUAAAACACUCCGUUUAUCCUGAUAGACUUCCAAUGUCUUUAGGCAUAGAAGUGUCUAGGGGUAUUAUGCUAAAAAUGAUAAACAGACAUAAAAUUAUCCCAUGUACGGCAAAUAAAGAGAUACCUACUACAGAGGAUUUUACAACGGAACAGACAAUUAAAGUCUAUGAAGGCGAAAGGCUUGUUACGGAAGAUAACCAUUUCCUAGUUAAUCUUGUUGUUGGUGACUUUACACCAGAUUUGAGAGGCGUUGAUAAUAUACUAGUUGGUUUUGACGUCGAUUAUCAUGGGAUACUAAGAGUUUUUGCAAGAAGAGCUCCUUUGGGACAACUAGCUGAAGAAAUCGUUAGCCCCGAAACAAGAAUGAACGCAGGACAGAUAACCGAAAUGCUUCAGAAUCUGGAGUUAAGCCAUAAUGUAGAUAUAGUUAACAAGGAUCGUUUAGAUACGAGGUACAAACUAGAAAGCUUUAUAUUUGAUGUGAAACGUCAAAUUAUGCAAAGACCUGAACUUUUGAAUGAAACUGAGAGUCAAUCUAUGAGUGAAGAGUUAGACAGAGCCAUUCAAUGGUUUAACCUAAGCAUGGAUUGUCCUAAAGAGGAGUUUGAAAGGAAAUUAGAUAAUUUGACGUACAGGUGGCGUGAAAUUACAGUAAAAAUAUUUGAUAAACCAUGGACUUAUAAACCGAUCGCGUGA
Spodoptera exigua (beet armyworm) is the source of this 3751-nucleotide messenger RNA. The record is from the annotation of a GenBank genome assembly. Lineage: Eukaryota; Metazoa; Arthropoda; Insecta; Lepidoptera; Noctuidae.